This is a messenger RNA of Dendroctonus ponderosae (mountain pine beetle), 2100 nucleotides long. Its product is annotated as runt-related transcription factor 1. Lineage: Eukaryota; Metazoa; Arthropoda; Insecta; Coleoptera; Curculionidae. Gene Ontology annotation, molecular function: ATP binding; RNA polymerase II cis-regulatory region sequence-specific DNA binding; DNA-binding transcription factor activity, RNA polymerase II-specific. Gene Ontology annotation, biological process: regulation of DNA-templated transcription. The coding region runs from base 497 to 1906 and encodes 469 amino acids. The record is from RefSeq and is a predicted model, not a curated record. The transcript has 4 exons. Gene Ontology annotation, cellular component: nucleus.
GAGUGAACAAGGGGACCGAAGCGACUGGAAAGCAACAUUCAUCCAGCGCUUGCCUCACAGAAUGAGCUGGCCAGAAAAUUGACUUUUAAUCCAAAACGAAACAGAUAAUCAUCGAGCUUAACAAGCGACAAAGUAGCAACACGUUGAGUGAACAAUCGCAGUCAUGCAGGGCUAAUUAAAAACAAUUGGCGGAAACGAGAGAGACGAGGACAUCAGAUCAGAAAAACAGUCGCAAAGAGAAAGAAUGUAAAGGAUGGGAGUUACCGCGCGCACUUUUCCAACGGCUGCGGUCCACACUUACUACCACAGCAACGCGUGAUUUUUCAUCACAUUUGCGCGUCAGCUCGGCUAGCCAUUUGUUUCUCUCUCUGGAAAUCUCUCUUGAAAAAUCCGCGCCAUAAUAUGCAUUAACGAAGUUUUUGCGCGAAAUGCCGCUGCUGCUGACGAGAGCAUCCGCGAUUUAAAGUGCCACCCCGCAAUUAGUGAGUUGCAUAAAAUGCACUUGGCUAGUGAAGUGAGUUCUACCACCGGCCACUACGACAGAAACUAUGGUAACCUGACUGCCGAGAUGCUGGCUGAAAGAACAAUUGAUGGCCUGCUGGCGGAACAUCCGGGAGAACUUGUUCGAACUGGAAGUCCUCAUGUUGUUUGUACCGUGUUGCCUCCGCAUUGGCGGUCGAACAAAACACUGCCGAUGGCCUUUAAAGUCGUUGCGCUUGGAGAGGUGGGGGAUGGUACCAUGGUCACUGUCAGAGCUGGUAACGACGAAAACUACUGUGCAGAGCUGCGGAACGCGACAGCCAUCAUGAAGAACCAGGUGGCCAAGUUCAAUGAUCUCAGAUUUGUCGGACGAAGUGGAAGAGGUAAAAGCUUUACCCUCACUAUAAUCGUGUCAACUCAACCACCCCAAGUCGCCACCUACAAUAAGGCCAUCAAAGUGACUGUGGAUGGACCAAGAGAGCCCAGAUCCAAAACGAGGCAGGCUGGGUUCCAUCAUUUUCCUUUUGGACCGAGACCGUUCCAUCCCGAUCCUCUAACAGGAAGUUUACCUUUUAAACUUAGUGGUAUAGCUCAUCAUCUUGCUGGACUGCCUGGUCAUCCACAUGAAUGGGCUUUUCUGGGAGCCAGACAUCCAUAUCCUCAUGGGCCGCUAAUGCCUCAUCAUCAUCACCAUCCACCUCAUUUCCCUCCACAUAUGUUUGCAGCCUUAGACCGUCCAUUGAAUACUUCGCCAAGAAUAGCCAAUGAGGCGACUUCCACAUCAUUGGGUCCCAUAUCAAUUAAUUGUAACUCCGCCCACAGUACGACGUCUCCUAAAGCAUCUCCUACCGCCGGAUUGUUGACUACAGCCGAAAGUUCCAAAUCACCUGAAGAAGACGACAUAUCAGUAACCGCUUCUCCUACUCCAAGCCCCCAAACAGCUCCAUCGUUCUCCGGGCUGCCGCCUCCUACUUCCCAGAACAACCAGCAGCAACUGUUCAACAAUGCUUUGGCUGCCAGUUUGUUUUUGAAUACGCCUCUUCUUCCACCUCCAAGCCAGUGGCUGUACUCGCAGCUUUACCCUAGCGAUUGGAACUGGAUGAAUCUGAGACAUCCGUCUCUUGUGCCGUCGAUUCUUUCGCCUCCAGAGGAUUACGUUUCUCAGAAUCCUGAUAGUUCAAGCGAGAAAGUCGAUGUGACGGAGCUAGAGGAGGAAGCUGGAGGUCCAAAAGUGAAAGAUCCAGAUCCAGUGGAGAAGGAUGAUAGUAAAAAGAGUCUGGAAGGGGUUAAUUUGAGUGUGAAAGGGAGGAAAGCGGUGGUCACCUUGAUAAGGCAGAAGGAAGAUGCUGGUGGAGUUAAUAAGGAGGUUGCAAAAAGUGGCAAGGGGAAUGGAAUCAGGAACUCUGAUGUAUGGAGACCAUAUUAAAGGAUUUGACUUUAUUUUAUCUUCAGUUAUGGAUUUAUUAAAUCCCCUUCUUCGCAAUUUAGAUUAUUGCGUUUCAAUUCGAGGGCUUUGAUUACAACUUUGGGAUCUGUAAUAAGUUUGAUUUGCAUUUUUGGAAUAUCACGACUGUCGUGCAAUGUAAGGCCCAUUUGUAUAUUUCAUGUAUCUAAAAUAUG